AACCAUCGCCGGAACGGAAGAGGGAGAAAAGUACAAAUAUCUUGGAUAUCUGCAAGCAAACAGCAAAGCAGACAUGUCAACCGAGGCAAGGCACCCUGUGAUAGUAUACAUACACGGAGAAUCCUUCGAGUGGAAUUCCGGAAAUCCCUAUGAUGGAAGCGUUUUAGCUUCGUACGCCGACUUAGUUGUAGUUACACUGAAUUAUAGGCUAGGAAUAUUAGGUUUUCUAAACGCCAAUCCUGCGCCACAUUUGAAGGCGCGUGUAGCCAACUACGGGCUGAUGGACCAGAUAGCAGCACUUCACUGGAUACAGCAGAACAUCGCUCUAUUUGGUGGUGACCCGACGAACGUGACCUUGGCAGGACACGGGUCUGGAGCAGCCUGCAUCAACUUUCUUAUGAUAUCACCUACGGUUAUGCCAGGAUUGUUCCACAGAACGAUACUUCUCUCGGGGUCAGCUCUAGCGUCGUGGGCACUGGUAGAAGACCCAGUCAACUAUGCCGUCAAACUAGCGAGAGAAGUCAAUUGUAGUAUUCCAGAAGAUGUCGGCAAGGACCACGAAUCGAUAGUAGACUGUCUUCGGCAAGUACCGCUAGUUCACCUUCUGCAAGCUGACAUUACUCCUCCAGCCUACCUGAGCGCUUUUGGACCCAGCGUUGAUGGAGUUGUCAUCAAAGCGGAUUUUGCUAAGGAGUUGGUUACGUAUUUCAAGCCUCAGGACCUGCAGAAUUUUGUCGGAUCAUCGGUGAACUCGAACAUGAAACGUAGCGAGGCCAGCCUGACCCCUCGGGGUAGCAACCCCUACGACCUCCUGUUUGGCGUAGUGACCAGCGAGGCUCUUUGGAGGUUCUCAAACAACGACAUCACGGCGGGCUUUGAAGGCGAGCGAAGGGACAAAAUCAUCAGGACUUAUGUAAGGAACGCCUACACGUAUCACCUGAGCGAGAUCUUUUUUACUGUGGUCAACGAGUACACGGACUGGGAGAGGACUGUGCAACAUCCCAUCAACACCCGAGACGCAGUUGUCGCAGCACUGAGCGAUGCUCAGUUUGUGGCACCUCUGGUUCAGACUGGUGACCUUCUGAGCGCUAGACCUCCACAGCCUGGUCAGGAGCAGAGAGGACCAAAAACUUUUUUCUAUGUAUUUGACUAUCAGACGAAGGAAGGGGACUAUCCACAGAGGAUGGGUACCGUACAUGGAGAGGAACUGCCUUAUAUCUUCGGAGCUCCACUAGUGGAUGGAUUUAGCCAUUUCCCAAAGAACUAUACGAGAGCAGAGCUAGCACUUUCGGAAUCAUUCAUCAUCUAUGUGGCCAACUUCGCCAGAACUGGGUGAGUAUCGAACACAU
Molecule: messenger RNA, 1349 nt
Organism: Acanthoscelides obtectus
Lineage: Eukaryota; Metazoa; Arthropoda; Insecta; Coleoptera; Chrysomelidae
Source: the annotation of a GenBank genome assembly